Molecule: messenger RNA, 390 nt
Organism: Procambarus clarkii (red swamp crayfish)
Lineage: Eukaryota; Metazoa; Arthropoda; Malacostraca; Decapoda; Cambaridae
Source: RefSeq, a predicted model, not a curated record
AUGGGUGACGAGCAGCAGAAAGCGGGAAGCGGGUGGCGAGCGGCAGAAGGCGGGUGGAGAGCGGCAGAAGGCGGGAAGCGGGUGGCGAGCGGCAGACGGCGGGAAGCGGGUGGCGAGCGGCAGAAGGCGGGAAGCGGGUGGCGAGCGGCAGAAGGCGGGAAGCGGGUGGCGAGCAGCAGAAGGCGGGAAGCGGGUGGCGAGCGGCAGAAGGCGGGAAGCGGGUGGCGAGCGGCAGAAGGCGGGAAGCGGAUGGCGAGCGGCAGAAGGCGGGAAGCGGGUGGCGAGCAGCAGAAGGCGGGAAGCGGGUGGCGAGCACCAGAAGGCGGGAAACGAGUGGCGAGCAGCAGAAGGCGGGAAGCGGGUGGCGAGCGGAGACUGGCAGUGGAGUGA